Cercocebus atys (sooty mangabey) is the source of this 839-nucleotide messenger RNA. Its product is annotated as Ig heavy chain Mem5-like. Bases 66 to 839 code for a protein of 257 amino acids. Gene Ontology annotation, cellular component: immunoglobulin complex, circulating; blood microparticle; external side of plasma membrane. NCBI's taxonomy places the organism in Eukaryota, Metazoa, Chordata, Mammalia, Primates, Cercopithecidae. Gene Ontology annotation, biological process: defense response to bacterium; positive regulation of B cell activation; complement activation, classical pathway. The transcript is spliced from 3 exons. The record is from RefSeq and is a predicted model, not a curated record. Gene Ontology annotation, molecular function: immunoglobulin receptor binding; antigen binding.
GAGCCCCAGCCCCGGGAUUCCCAAGUGCUUCUGCUUGCUGAUCAGGACUGCACACAGGACUCACCAUGGAGUUGGGCUUGAGCUGGGUUUUCCUUCUUGCUAUUUUAGAAGGUGUCCAGUGUGAGGUGCAGCUGGUGGAGUCUGGGGGAGGCUUGGUACAGCCUGGGGGGUCCCUGAGACUCUCCUGUGCAGCCUCUGGAUUCACUUUCAGUAGCUACUGGAUGAACUGGGUCCGCCAGGCUCCAGGGAAGAGGCUGGAGUGGGUCUCAGCUAUUAAUAGUGACGGGAGUAGCACAAGCUACGCAGACUCCAUGAAGGGCAGAUUCACCAUCUCCAGAGACAACGCCAAGAACUCGCUGUAUCUGCAAAUGAACAGUUUGAGGGCUGAAGACACAGCUGUGUAUUACUGUACUACAGACACAGUGAGGGGAAGUCAGCGUGUCCAGUGUGAGGUGCAGCUGGUGGAGUCUGGGAGAGGCUUGGUACAGCCUGGCGGGUCCCUGAGACUCUCCUGUGCAGCCUCUGGAUUCACCUUCAGUGACUACUACAUGAGCUGGGUCCGCCAGGCUCCAGGGAAGGGGCCGGAGUGGGUAGGUUUCAUUCGAAACAAAGCUAAUGGUGGGACAGCAGAAUACGCCACGUCUGUAAAAGGCAGAUUCACCAUCUCCAGAGAUGAUUCCAAAAGCAUCACCUCUCUGCAAAUGAACAGCCUGAAAACCGAGGACACGGCCGUGUAUUACUGUGCUAGAGACACAGUGAGGGGAGGUCAGUGUGAGCCCAGACACAAACCCCCCUGCAGGGGCGCGCGGGGCCUCCAGGGGGCGCUCGGGACCCACUGA